AUGGCUACAAAUAUAGUAAAUUUGAGUAAUUUCAGGAGGUUGUGUUUGUCGUCUCGUACCUUGAGGAUAACGCAGAACUUAAGGGUUUUGCCUGUCCCUUCGAUAUCGGUGAGCAAGAAAUAUACGACAAAAUCUGCCAAAGAGAGUAAGGACAAUUUGGAUGAGAAACAUGGGCAAGAAAAAAAGAAUGCAUUAAAAAGUUCCAGUGUACCAACUUCACGAAUAUCGAGAUUAUUCCAUUAUGGUUCAUUAGCAGCAGGGGUUGGGAUGAAUGCCGCCGCAAAAGGUAUAUCGGAAGUUGCCAAAGGAAAUUCUCCCACUUGGAAGUCGUUGAUCUUGUCUGAUUCAAAUAUUGACAAAAUAACGAAUAAAUUCUCCAAAAUGAGGGGUGUGGCUUUAAAAAUAGGGCAAAUAUUAUCUUUUCAGGAUGAGAAAGUACUUCCAAAGGAGUUAUACGAAAUUUUGUCACGAGUGCAGAACAGUGCAAAUCAUAUGCCCCAAAGACAAUUAGAAAGGGUUAUGGCCAGGGAAUUGGGCGCUGAUUGGAAUGCCAAAUUUUCCAGAUUUGAUAAAGUGCCAAUGGCAGCGGCUAGCAUUGGGCAGGUGCAUGCGGCAGAACUACUUGAUGGUCAAAGGGUAGUGGUCAAGAUUCAAUAUCCUGGUGUUAAAGAAUCUAUUGAUUCGGAUUUGAAUAGUUUACUAAUGUUACUUACAGCCUCAAGUUUAUUACCGAAGGGUUUAUUUUUAGAGAAGACAAUUGCCAAUGCAAGAACCGAGUUAAAAUGGGAAUGUGAUUACAAUAGGGAAGCUAGGGCACUUCAAAAAUUUGAGACAUUACUGAAGGAUGACCCAGUUUUUGAGGUUCCUCAUGUGUUUUCCGAGUACACAACUAGUAAUAUUAUAACCAUGACACAUAUGGAGGGAAUUGAAAUAAUGAAGUUGCCCAAUGCAUCACAAGAAACCAAAAAUUUUAUAUCAGAAAAUAUCAUGAGACUAUGUUUGGAGGAAAUUGCCACAUUCAAAUACAUGCAAACAGAUCCUAAUUGGGCUAAUUUUUUGUAUAACGGCAAAACAAACAAAAUUGAACUAUUAGAUUUUGGAGCAUCCAGACCUUUUGCAGAUGAUUUUAUUUUGCGGUAUAGGAAACUUUUAACAUACGCCACUUUAAAAGAUCGUAAAGGCGCAUACGAGAUGUCUGUGCAAUUGGGCUACUUGACUGGCUUAGAGUCGCAAUCCAUGAAAGACGCUCAUGUCGAUAGUGUGCUUACAUUGGGUGAACCUUUUAGGGGUGAUAUCGAUAAACCAUUUGAUUUCAAGGAUCAAACUGUUUCAGACAGAAUUAGAGGCAAUAUUGGACUAAUGUUGGAUGAGAGGUUGUGUCCACCGCCAGAGGAGACUUACUCAUUACAUAGAAAAUUUAGCGGCAUUUUCCUUUUGUGUGCAAGAAUGGGUGCUUCUGUUCAUUGUGCCAAACUUUUCAAAGAGAUCUUUGCCUAUAAAGUUUAA
Messenger RNA from Saccharomyces mikatae IFO 1815, 1506 nucleotides. RefSeq names its product protein kinase COQ8 (gene COQ8). Gene Ontology annotation, biological process: ubiquinone biosynthetic process. The record is from RefSeq and is a predicted model, not a curated record. Gene Ontology annotation, cellular component: extrinsic component of mitochondrial inner membrane. Gene Ontology annotation, molecular function: kinase activity. The coding region runs from base 1 to 1506 and encodes 501 amino acids. NCBI's taxonomy places the organism in Eukaryota, Fungi, Ascomycota, Saccharomycetes, Saccharomycetales, Saccharomycetaceae. The transcript has a single exon.